UUGUCGUCAUCGGAACUUAUUAAACCAUUUCCCCUCCCUCUUAAGUCGAUACCUACAUAUAACUAUACCUACAUAACAUCCCACUCCUCUUCGGACUCACCCUAUAAUUUUAUCGGGGGUCCAGAAGCGUCCAAUAGACCCUGGAGGGUCCCAAGCAGUUGGUAAAAGAAACGAAAAAAGCAGGUCACAAUUAAAUUCACAAUUAAAUUCUUUACCGACCCUCUACGCUGGCUUGUCCAUACACAACGUCAAGAUGGCGCACGUGGCAACAGAGUUAGACUUGAAUGCCUACUAUGGGCCUGGCACCGUCAUUCUUGACAAGAUGAACGUGGUACCAGGCUUAAAGACCAGUACUGCAUUCUUCCUCUUCCUGCGAGCGAACCUCGUCGUCAACCCUUCCGCCAUGUCAACGCCAGAUAUAGAACCUGCGCCGUCUAACGCUCUCCCGCCGCCAUCGCCAUCGCCCCUUGUGACCAUUGACCCCCCCAGCCACCCCGUACCAGAUGACUUACCUCCUUUGUCCGUCAGCGCAUUGGGUAGUGAGAACGACAAGGUGGGCGCCUUGAAUUUAGUGACGGACUCGAUAGCCCAGCAGCGGCAAUCGGCCUCUUACCAUUUGGUCUUCCACCCGUACUUACUAGCCAUCCUGGCUGUGGGCCUGGGGAUCGCGUACCAAUUCUCGUGGCGCAUGCGCCGCGACCUCGGCACGGCCCUGAUGCUGCAUUCGGGCGUGAUCAUGAUCUACCUCCUGACCAUCCGCUACUUCACAGGCCAGUACGUGCAGGUAGCUGAAGACACCAAGUGGAACUGGAUGGUAUCGGAGGACGGCGAGGAGGACACGGUGAUCGGCGUACGGUUCGGCAAUGAGCUCAUCGGCGCGCUCGUGCUGCGCCUCGAGCCCCACGCCAGCUUCGCGGGGUCAGGGAAAAAGCGGCACAGACGGCGCAACUCCCUCCUCAAGGGCGGCCGGGGGUUCAUCCGCGCCUGGACCGUCAAGCUCAAGUACCGCGGCAAGGGCGUCGGCAUCGACCUCCUCCACGAAGCCGUGAAGGUGACCCGCGAGCGGUGCGGCAAGGACGCCGAGGUCGGGUUCGCCAAGGAGCACGCCAAUAGCACCAUGGUGCUCCCCGAGAUCUUCAACGGCCCCUUUCGCAAGAACGAGCAGAGGGCCGCCAAGACGCUCGAGAAGGUUCUGGGGGAGUGGGAGGGGGGAAGGAGGAGGAGGAAAUGAUAACAACCAACCAACCAGAUGAAGAAUAAUAAAGAAGUAAAAAGAAAAAGAAAUGAUAAUAAAAGAAAGCUGUAGAGAGAAAGUCCAAGAUAUGGAUGAAUGGAUGAACAGUAUCCGGAUCGGUGCAUGGGAUGGCUGGCUACCUACCUAUAGGCUAUAGGUGUAAGGUAUAUAUAUGAAGGCCGGGUUUACUUUUACUGAUUGGCGUUUAUAGCCGUGGCGGCAGCGGUGGUGGUGGCGGCGGUGGCUACUUUUGUUGCUUUUAUACCGGCACGGUCAUGCUUUUACUCAAAUACCCCCCCAUUCGUUCGGAGCGUUCGUUUAUUUUAUGGCUUUAGAUUUUA
Messenger RNA from Hypoxylon fragiforme, 1575 nucleotides. RefSeq lists its product as uncharacterized. NCBI's taxonomy places the organism in Eukaryota, Fungi, Ascomycota, Sordariomycetes, Xylariales, Hypoxylaceae. The transcript has 3 exons. Bases 254 to 1231 code for a protein of 325 amino acids. Gene Ontology annotation, molecular function: acyltransferase activity, transferring groups other than amino-acyl groups. The record is from RefSeq and is a predicted model, not a curated record.